Saimiri boliviensis boliviensis (Bolivian squirrel monkey) is the source of this 2691-nucleotide messenger RNA. RefSeq names its product androgen receptor (gene AR). Gene Ontology annotation, biological process: androgen receptor signaling pathway; regulation of DNA-templated transcription. NCBI's taxonomy places the organism in Eukaryota, Metazoa, Chordata, Mammalia, Primates, Cebidae. Gene Ontology annotation, cellular component: nucleus. The record is from RefSeq and is marked provisional. Gene Ontology annotation, molecular function: steroid binding; sequence-specific DNA binding; zinc ion binding.
AUGGAGGUGCAGUUAGGGCUGGGGAGGGUCUAUCCUCGGCCGCCGUCCAAGACCUACCGAGGAGCUUUCCAGAAUCUGUUCCAGAGCGUGCGCGAAGUGAUCCAGAACCCGGGCACCAGGCACCCAGAGGCCGCGAGCGCAGCACCUCCAGGUGCCAGUUUGCAGCAGCAGCAACAGACUAGCCCCCGGCAGCAGCAGCAGGGUGAGGAUGGUUCUCCUCAAGCCCAUGGUAGAGGCCCCAGAGGCUACCUGGCCCUGGAUGAGGAACGGCAGCAUUCACAGCCGCAGUCAGCGCCAGAGUGCCACCCUGAGAGAGGUUGUGUCCCAGAGCCUGGAGUCGCCGUUGCCGCCGGCAAGGGGCUGCCGCAGCAGCUGCCAGCACCUCCGGACGAGGAUGACUCAGCUGCCCCAUCCACGUUGUCCCUGCUGGGCCCCACUUUCCCCAGCUUAAGCAGCUGCUCCGCCGACCUUAAAGACAUCCUGAACGAGGCCAGCACCAUGCAACUCCUUCAGCAACAGCAGCAGGAAGCAGUAUCCGAAGGUAGCAGCAGCGGGAGAGCGAGGGAGGCCUCGGGGGCUCCCACUUCCUCCAAGGACAAUUACUUAGGGGGCACUUCGACCAUCUCUGACAGCGCCAAGGAGUUGUGUAAGGCAGUGUCGGUGUCCAUGGGCUUGGGUGUGGAGGCACUGGAGCAUCUGAGUCCUGGGGAUCAGCUUCGGGGGGAUUGCAUGUACGCCUCAGUUCUGGGAGUUCCACCCGCUGUGCGUCCCACUCCUUGUACCCCAUUGGCCGAAUGCAAAGGUUCUCUGCUGGACGACAGCGCAGGCAAGAGCACUGAAGAUACUGCUGAGUAUUCCCCUUUCAAGGGAGGUUACACCAAAGGACUAGAAGGCGAGAGCCUGGGCUGCUCUGGCAGCGGUGCAGCAGGGAGCUCCGGGACACUUGAACUGCCAUCCGCUCUGUCACUCUACAAGUCCGGAGCACUGGAUGAGGCAGCCGCCUACCAAAGUCGCGACUACUACAACUUUCCGCUGGCUCUGGCCGGGCCGCCGCCCCCUCCGCCGCCUCCCCAUCCCCACGCUCGAAUCAAGCUGGAGAACCCGCUGGACUACGGCAGCGCUUGGGCGGCUGCAGCGGCGCAGUGCCGCUAUGGAGACCUGGCGAGCCUGCAUGGCGCGGGUGCAGCGGGAUCCGGCUCUGGGUCACCCUCAGCCGCCGCUUCCUCAUCCUGGCACACUCUCUUCACAGCCGAAGAAGGCCAGUUGUAUGGGCCGUGUGGUGGGGGCGGCGGCGGCGGCGGCGGCGGCGGCGGCGGCGGCGGCGGCGGAGGAGGAGGAGGAGCAGGCGAGGCAGGAGCUGUAGCCCCCUAUGGCUACACUCGGCCGCCUCAGGGGCUGGCGAGCCAGGAAGGCGACUUCCCUGCACCCGAUGUGUGGUACCCUGGCGGCGUGGUGAGCAGAGUGCCCUAUCCCAGUCCCAGUUGUGUCAAAAGCGAGAUGGGCCCCUGGAUGGAUAGCUACUCCGGACCUUACGGGGACAUGCGUUUGGAGACUGCCAGAGACCACGUUUUGCCCAUUGACUAUUACUUUCCACCCCAGAAGACCUGCCUGAUCUGUGGAGAUGAAGCUUCUGGGUGUCACUAUGGAGCUCUCACAUGUGGAAGCUGCAAAGUCUUCUUUAAAAGAGCCGCUGAAGGGAAACAGAAGUACCUGUGUGCCAGCAGAAAUGAUUGCACCAUUGAUAAAUUCCGAAGGAAAAAUUGUCCAUCUUGUCGUCUUCGAAAAUGUUACGAAGCAGGGAUGACUCUGGGAGCCCGGAAGCUGAAGAAACUUGGUAAUCUUAAGCUACAGGAGGAAGGAGAGGCUUCCAGCACCACUAGCCCCAAUGAGGAGACAACCCAGAAGCUGACAGUGUCACACAUUGAAGGCUAUGAAUGUCAGCCCAUCUUUCUGAAUGUCCUGGAAGCCAUUGAGCCAGGUGUGGUGUGUGCUGGACACGACAACAACCAACCCGACUCCUUUGCAGCCUUGCUGUCUAGCCUCAAUGAACUGGGAGAGAGACAGCUUGUACAUGUGGUCAAGUGGGCCAAGGCCUUGCCUGGCUUCCGCAACUUACACGUGGACGACCAGAUGGCUGUCAUUCAGUACUCCUGGAUGGGGCUCAUGGUGUUUGCCAUGGGCUGGCGGUCCUUCACCAAUGUCAAUUCCAGGAUGCUCUACUUCGCUCCUGAUCUGGUUUUCAAUGAGUACCGCAUGCACAAGUCCCGGAUGUACAGCCAGUGUGUCCGAAUGAGGCACCUCUCUCAAGAGUUUGGAUGGCUCCAAAUCACCCCCCAGGAAUUCCUGUGCAUGAAAGCACUGCUACUCUUCAGCAUUAUUCCAGUGGAUGGGCUGAAAAAUCAAAAAUUCUUUGAUGAACUUCGAAUGAACUACAUCAAGGAACUCGAUCGUAUCAUUGCAUGCAAAAGAAAAAAUCCCACAUCCUGCUCAAGGCGCUUCUACCAGCUCACCAAGCUCCUGGACUCUGUGCAGCCUAUUGCGAGAGAGCUGCAUCAGUUCACUUUUGACCUGCUAAUCAAGUCACACAUGGUGAGCGUGGACUUUCCAGAAAUGAUGGCAGAGAUCAUCUCUGUGCAAGUGCCCAAGAUCCUUUCUGGGAAAGUCAAGCCUAUCUAUUUCCACACCCAGUGA